AUGGCAGAACAGUACCCCUUCAAGAACAAGGUCAUUGUCGUGACUGGCGCUAGCCGGGGAACUGGCCUGGCCCUCACCCGCUAUCUGCUUGUUCGGGGUGCCAAGGUUUCCAUGGCCGCGACCUCGGAGGAGAACUUGAGCAAGGCGGUUGCUGAGAUUAAGAGGGAUAUCCCUGAUGUUGAGGACAGGGUCAUCAGUUUCCCUGUGAACGUCACCAACCCCACGGACGUGGAGAACUGGAUCAACGCGACAGUUGAGAAAUGGGGGGUGUUGGACGGUGCUGCUAAUGUGGCGGCGAGGAUGAACAAGAGCAUUCAUCCUAUUGAGGACCUCGACCUCGAGGAACUAAAGGAGAUGCUAGACGUCAACGUAAUUGGCACUUUCAACAGUAUCAAGUACGAGAUGAAGAACAUGAAGCCUGGAGGUAGCAUCGUCAACUGUGGCAGCCAGCAGGUCAAGUACGCCUCUGGAAACAUGGGAGCGUACGCAGCCUCCAAGAACGCCAUCCGCGGCCUCAGCCAGGUUGCCGCGUACGAGGGUGGAGCCAAAUACCCCAAGAACCCCAUCCGAGUUAACCUCCUGGGAUGUAUCGAUACGGACAUGAUCCGCCAGCCUCUCCACCUUCCCAACGGUGGUGGAACAUGGACUAUGACCGAGGGUGAUCAUCUUACGUCGAUCAUCAAGCGUUACUCCAAGCCAGAAGAGAUUGCCGCUUCAAUUGCCUUCCUCCUUGGUGAUGAGAGCAAGUUUGUGACGAAACAGGAAUGGUAUGUGGAUGGUGGGUGGAUGGAGGCAAACUACGUGGCAUAA
Messenger RNA from Fusarium keratoplasticum, 810 nucleotides. RefSeq lists its product as uncharacterized. The transcript is spliced from 3 exons. Lineage: Eukaryota; Fungi; Ascomycota; Sordariomycetes; Hypocreales; Nectriaceae. Bases 1 to 810 code for a protein of 269 amino acids. The record is from RefSeq and is a predicted model, not a curated record. Gene Ontology annotation, molecular function: oxidoreductase activity.